GCGGGCAAGGCGGCGGAGGGUGUCUUGAUGCUCAUCUAUCUAGGCGAGCGCUUCUUCACAAUGCUUGACACUGUUUGAGUGAUACCGCCGGAUACCAUUUCUCUGUUGUCGAGUACACCACAUCCUUUCUCCAACAUCUAUACCAUCCGUGACCAGAACUCUGGACACAGAACAGUAUCACGUCUCAUACCGGUGACGUUAUGAGUAGACCCGCGGCCCUCAGCACUUCCUUGCGAUCCGGCAAUGGCUUUCUUUCUUCCUCCCCAUUGGCGCAACAAUCGAUACUGAGGGAUCUUGCAGAUGCUGAAGAGGAGGAAGGGGAAGGUCAUAGAGUCGACGUGACUGCGGAUGUAGGUGAAGAUCUUGUGACCAGUCACGAACAACAUUUUUCUCUGGCUGGCUCAUACCGAAGAGCUUCCUACGUCGCAUCAGGACCGCGAUCGCUAUUCCCAUCGGCUCAGGCAACAGAGUCCAGGCGAGCAAAUGAACAAGACCGCGAAGCCGCCCUUGCCGAAGAAAGAAGCCUAUUGCGCGACAACCAAUUGAUCCUCCCAAAACACCCUCGAACUACAAGUGCUUUGUCGAAGAAACCUAGCGGGCUGCUAAAGAAGAGCUUUGUACCUGGAUUCGUACCUCGAAAGAGUGGUGCUGAUGAGGAAUCGGCCAUUGAAGACGGAGGACCAGACGAGAAUACAUCUCUGUUAGGGGAUCCUGCUGAGCCUUACGGAGGUGUCGAUCCGGAUCAAAUCGACAAGAGAUGGGAAGAGGCAGUCGCCUCGGGGAAGAUUAAAACGACAUGGCAGAGGGAGGCAAUUGUUUUGGCCAGGUACUCUCGGUCCCUGAUCUUGACAUUUCUCCUACAAUACUCCCUUACUGUGACUUCGGUCUUUACGGUUGGUCACAUUGGCAAGUUCGAAUUAGGAGCCGUUUCUCUUGCCAGUAUGACCGCCAACAUCACUGGGUAUUCAGUAUAUCAAGGUUUAGCCACAAGUCUUGACACUCUAUGCGCGCAAGCUUACGGAUCUGGUAACAAGACUCUUGUCGGUCUACAACUCCAACGUAUGGUUUAUUUCUUGUGGGUCAUCACCGUGCCUAUCGCCAUCGUUUGGGCUUCCGGACCGUACAUAAUCGGUGCAAUCGUACCAGACAAAGCAACCGCGGAACUAGCAGGACAGUACCUACGUGUACUAUGUUUUGGUGCUCCAGGAUAUGCCGCAUUUGAAGCGGGAAAGAGAUUUGUGCAGGCACAAGGUAUGUUCUCGGCGACGCUCAUCGUACUUUGCGUGUGUGCGCCACUUAAUGUCUUCCUGCACUGGCUCUUUGUCUGGAAGUUAAACUGGGGAUUCAUCGGGGCCCCCAUUGCUGUGGUCAUUGUAGAGAAUCUCAUGCCGCUGUGCUUGUUCCUAUAUGUCCGAUUCCUGGGGGGCAUGGAGUGCUGGGGGGGAUUUUCACGUCUUGCGUUCAAGAACUGGAUGCCCAUGAUCCGACUUGCUCUCCCGGGUCUGGUCAUGAUUCUUGCCGAGUAUCUUGCUUUUGAAAUCCUAACACUUUCUGCAAGCUGGAUUUCACCUACGCAUCUUGCAACACAAAGCGUUCUCAGUACAAUCUCGACCAUCACCUAUCAGAUUCCGUUCCCGAUCAGUAUUGCAGCGAGUACGCGCAUUGCCAAUCUCAUUGGCGCUACGCUUGCCGAUGCCGCCAAAGUCAACGCCAAAGUUUCCUUGUAUGCUGCAUUGAUCGUCGGUGUGUUCAACAUGAUCUUGUUGAGCUCUACCAGAGAAUACAUACCGAGACUCUUCACUAAUGACGCUGAUGUUAUCGCUCUUACCGCGAAGACGCUUCCCUUGAAUGCAGCGUUUCAACUAUUCGACUCUCUUGCUGCCCUCUGCAACGGUAUUCUACGUGGGCUCGGUCGACAAGAGAUUGGAGGAUAUGUGAAUCUCUUUGCCUACUACGUGAUUGCCAUGCCUAUCUCUUUUGGCACCGGGUUCGGUCUCCACUGGGAUCUUUAUGGACUUUGGGCUGGUCCUGCGCUUGCACUUGGAAUUGUUGCUGCUGUCGAAGGCUGGUUUAUCUACCAGACCAGUUGGGAGAAGGCUGUCGAAGAAGCUCAGGAGAGAAACACGCAGGGGAUGUCAUAACAGUGUCGUGCUAUGUAGACUGAGUCCCAUGCUCAAGAUCAACGUCGGUCAAUUGGCUGGAGCGCUCCUUGUCCUCCCCGCGAGUUAAACCUUGUCACACCUGUUCACUCUCAUUGAUCAGAACAGAGCGACAACGAGCUAGAGCAAUGCAUAAUCAUAUCUCAUAUCCAGGAAUCUACCAUAGAGAGUCGUUGACAAG
Aureobasidium subglaciale EXF-2481 is the source of this 2340-nucleotide messenger RNA. RefSeq lists its product as uncharacterized. NCBI's taxonomy places the organism in Eukaryota, Fungi, Ascomycota, Dothideomycetes, Dothideales, Saccotheciaceae. Gene Ontology annotation, biological process: xenobiotic detoxification by transmembrane export across the plasma membrane. The record is from RefSeq and is a predicted model, not a curated record. Gene Ontology annotation, cellular component: membrane. Gene Ontology annotation, molecular function: antiporter activity; xenobiotic transmembrane transporter activity. The coding region runs from base 201 to 2141 and encodes 646 amino acids. The transcript is spliced from 4 exons.